Molecule: messenger RNA, 1352 nt
Organism: Drosophila erecta
Lineage: Eukaryota; Metazoa; Arthropoda; Insecta; Diptera; Drosophilidae
Gene: Tmem43
Product: transmembrane protein 43 homolog
Exons: 3
Coding region: 106-1236 (376 amino acids)
Biological process (GO): nuclear membrane organization
Cellular component (GO): nuclear inner membrane
Source: RefSeq, a predicted model, not a curated record
UCUCCCACCACCCGGUCACACUGCGCCCAAUCAGCUGUUGCCGGAAUUUAUUUGUCGCCUGCGCUCCACAGAUGGUAAACCACCCAUCUUGGAUCGCCCGCGUCCAUGGCAUCUCUAGGCGAAACGCUCCGUGGCCACUGGCCCAUCGCCCUGUUUGGAGUGAUACUUUUCGUGGCCGGGAGCACAGUGCUCUACUGGAACGAGGGACGCGCCGUGCACAACAUGAUGGCGUUGGAUGAGGCACACGCCGACAUCUACUCCGUUCGCUUCACGGAAGAGGAGCAGGAGGUGGGCCUCGAGGGCCGUAUUGUCCAUCUAUCUGGCCCGAUUCUCGUGGGCGAACCGCUCACUGAACCCGACUACAACAUCCAGCUGCUGGCGGUGAAGCUCCAGCGACGCGUCCAAAUGUACCAGUGGGUCGAGGAGACGGUCGAGCACAACUAUGGCGAGAGCGUGGGAACGACACAGUCGGACUCCCGCACCUACUACUACACGCGGGAAUGGCGGGACAAGAUUGUGGACUCGCGGAACUUCUACAACCGCUAUGGGCACACGAAUCCCAGUCACUUUCCCAUCGAAAGCCACGUCCAGGUGGCAGAUGCCGUCUACAUUGGACGCUAUGAACUGGGUGCGGAGGUGAAGGAGAAAUUUAAUAACUACCAGGAGCUGACCUCGGACAUUCGGCCAGAGGAUAGUGGCGUAAAACUGCAUCUGGGCAUAUAUUAUCAUACCAAUGAUGUGUUCAAUCCGGAGGUGGGUGACAUGCGCCUGCUCUUCAGCUUUGCCGGAAUGGAGGGCGAGGUGUUCAGCGUGGUGGGCAAAUUGUCGGGCAACAAACUGGAGCCCUACAUAACCUCUCGGGGAGUUCCGGUGCUGCUCGUCUAUCCCGGUGGACUCAGUGUCCAGGAGGUGUUCCGCUUGGAGGCUCGUGCCCAGGUCUUGCACACCUGGUGGUGGCGCUUCAUCGGCUGGCUGCUCAUCUUCUUCGGCGUCACCUGCAACACCAAAAUUCUGCGUCUUCUGUUUAUGCAGGUGCCGCUAUUGGUGGCCUUGGCACCAGAUUCUCAGUUCCCGGUUACGGGCAACCUGCUCAUCGCAUUUUCAAUGGCCCUAACCAUUGCGGCAGUGGCCUGGGUCCUGCAUCGCCCUGUGAUCGGCGCCUGUCUCUUCCUGGCUGGCGCAUCGCCUUACGUCUGGGUUACCCGCAAUCUAGUCGACUACCAUCACCUGGAGUGAUCCAUUUCAGUGUCAUCUCAAUAUAAUUUACAGGUUUAUUUGAUUUUCAUAGUUGGGCUAACUCUAUUUGAUUUGCCAAUUACCCCUCGGCCAAUAAAAACUUAACACUUAGUAAC